CCCGGGCGCAGCAUCCUGGCGCGGGCCGGGGCAGCCGCCGCCACUGCCGUCGGGGAAGGUCCCAGAGCGGACAUGGCCUCGCGCGGCGCCAGCCCGGGCCCGAGCCCCCCGAGCCCCGCUUUGUAGCCCCCCACGGAGAGGCGGCCUCGACGGUGCCGACGGCGCAGACGGCCGGGCGGAGGCAUGGAGGCGGCGCACCUGCUCCCGGCCGCCGACGUGCUGCGCCACUUCUCGGUGACAGCCGAGGGCGGCCUGAGCCCGGCGCAGGUGACCGGCGCGCGGGAGCGCUACGGCCCCAACGAGCUCCCGACUGAGGAAGGGAAGUCCCUGUGGGAGCUGGUGCUGGAACAGUUUGAGGACCUCCUGGUGCGCAUCCUGCUGCUGGCCGCCCUUGUCUCCUUUGUCCUGGCCUGGUUCGAGGAGGGCGAGGAGACCACGACCGCCUUUGUGGAGCCCCUGGUCAUCAUGCUGAUCCUCGUGGCCAACGCCAUUGUGGGCGUGUGGCAGGAACGCAACGCUGAGAGUGCCAUCGAGGCCCUGAAGGAGUAUGAGCCUGAGAUGGGCAAGGUGAUCCGCUCGGACCGCAAGGGCGUGCAGAGGAUCCGUGCCCGGGACAUCGUCCCAGGGGACAUUGUAGAAGUGGCGGUGGGGGACAAAGUGCCUGCUGAUCUCCGCCUCAUCGAGAUCAAGUCCACCACGCUGCGAGUGGACCAGUCCAUCCUGACGGGUGAAUCUGUGUCCGUGACCAAGCACACAGAGGCCAUCCCAGACCCCAGAGCUGUGAACCAGGACAAGAAGAACAUGCUGUUUUCUGGCACCAAUAUCGCCUCGGGCAAAGCAGUGGGUGUGGCCGUGGCCACUGGCCUGCACACGGAGCUGGGCAAGAUUCGGAGCCAGAUGGCGGCAGUGGAGCCCGAGCGGACGCCGCUGCAGCGCAAGCUGGAUGAGUUUGGGCGGCAGCUGUCCCACGCCAUCUCUGUGAUCUGCGUGGCCGUGUGGGUCAUCAACAUUGGCCACUUCGCUGACCCAGCCCAUGGUGGCUCCUGGCUGCGUGGCGCUGUCUACUACUUCAAGAUCGCCGUGGCCCUGGCUGUGGCGGCCAUCCCCGAGGGCCUCCCGGCCGUCAUCACUACGUGCCUGGCCCUGGGCACGAGGCGCAUGGCACGCAAGAACGCCAUCGUGAGAAGCCUGCCCUCCGUGGAGACCCUGGGCUGCACCUCGGUCAUCUGCUCUGACAAGACGGGCACGCUCACCACCAAUCAGAUGUCUGUCUGCCGGAUGUUCGUGGUAGCCGAGGCCGAUGCGGGCUCCUGCCUUUUGCACGAGUUCACCAUCUCGGGUACCACGUAUACCCCCGAGGGCGAAGUGCGGCAGGGGGAUCUGCCUGUGCGCUGCGGCCAGUUCGACGGGCUGGUGGAGCUGGCGACCAUCUGCGCCCUGUGCAACGACUCGGCGCUGGACUACAAUGAGGCCAAGGGUGUGUACGAGAAGGUGGGAGAGGCCACGGAGACAGCUCUGACUUGCCUGGUGGAGAAGAUGAACGUGUUUGACACUGACCUGCAGGCCCUGUCCCGGGUGGAGCGAGCUGGCGCCUGUAAUGCGGUCAUCAAGCAGCUGAUGCGGAAAGAGUUCACCCUGGAGUUCUCCCGAGACCGGAAGUCCAUGUCCGUCUACUGCACGCCCACCCGCCCUCACCCUACCGGCCAGGGCAGCAAGAUGUUUGUGAAGGGGGCUCCUGAGAGUGUAAUCGAGCGCUGCAGCUCAGUCCGCAUGGGGAGCCACACAGCACCCCUGACCCCCACCUCCAGGGAGCAGAUCCUGGCAAAGAUACGGGAUUGGGGCUCAGGCUCAGACACGCUGCGCUGCCUGGCACUGGCCACCCGGGACGUGCCCCCGAGGAAGGAGGACAUGGAGCUGGACGACUGCAGCAAGUUUGUGCAGUACGAGACGGACCUGACUUUCGUGGGCUGCGUGGGCAUGCUGGACCCGCCGCGGCCUGAGGUGGCUGCCUGCAUCACACGCUGCCACCAGGCGGGCAUCCGCGUGGUCAUGAUCACGGGCGAUAACAAAGGCACUGCCGUGGCCAUCUGCCGCAGGCUUGGCAUCUUUGGGGACACGGAAGAUGUGGCGGGCAAGGCCUACACGGGCCGCGAGUUUGAUGACCUCAGCCCCGAGCAGCAGCGCCAUGCCUGCCGCACCGCCCGCUGCUUCGCCCGCGUGGAGCCCGCACACAAGUCCCGCAUCGUGGAGAACCUGCAGUCCUUUAACGAGAUCACCGCCAUGACUGGUGAUGGAGUAAACGACGCACCAGCCCUGAAGAAAGCAGAGAUCGGCAUCGCCAUGGGCUCAGGCACGGCUGUGGCCAAGUCGGCGGCAGAGAUGGUGCUGUCCGAUGACAACUUUGCCUCCAUCGUGGCUGCAGUGGAGGAGGGCCGGGCCAUCUACAACAACAUGAAGCAAUUCAUCCGCUACCUCAUCUCCUCCAAUGUUGGCGAGGUCGUCUGCAUCUUCCUCACGGCAAUUCUGGGCCUGCCCGAAGCCCUGAUCCCUGUGCAGCUUCUCUGGGUGAACCUGGUGACAGACGGCCUACCUGCUACGGCUCUGGGCUUCAACCCGCCAGACCUGGACAUCAUGGAGAAGCUGCCUCGGAACCCCCGAGAAGCCCUCAUCAGUGGCUGGCUCUUCUUCCGAUACCUGGCUAUCGGAGUGUACGUAGGCCUGGCCACAGUGGCUGCCGCCACCUGGUGGUUCCUAUAUGAUGCCGAGGGACCUCACGUCAACUUCUACCAGCUGAGGAACUUCCUGAAGUGUUCUGAAGACAACCCGCUCUUUGCUGGCAUCGACUGUGAGGUGUUCGAGUCGCGCUUCCCCACCACCAUGGCCUUGUCUGUGCUCGUGACCAUUGAAAUGUGCAAUGCCCUCAACAGCGUCUCGGAGAACCAGUCGCUGCUUCGGAUGCCGCCCUGGAUGAACCCCUGGCUGCUGGCGGCUGUGGCCAUGUCCAUGGCCCUGCACUUCCUCAUCCUGCUCGUGCCACCCCUGCCUCUCAUUUUCCAGGUGACCCCCCUGAGCGGGCGCCAGUGGGUGGUGGUGCUCCAGAUAUCUCUGCCUGUCAUCCUGCUGGAUGAGGCCUUCAAGUACCUGUCCCGGAACCACGUGGACGGCAUUCUCAGGACAGUCUCGCAGGCCUGGAGUAGGCAGCCGAUGACCGCCUCUUGGACCCCAGACCACACCGGGUUGGCCUCUUCGGUGUCACCUUGUGGAAAAAAAGAGCCAGAAGUGAGCGCUGGGAACGGAGUGGAGUCUCUGGGUGCGGCUGCCGCACUAUCUGCACAGCUGGGGGCCUCUGAGCCUGGUGGGCUCUCCUGGACUCUUGGCCACAUUCCUUGCCCCCUCCGCACGACACCCAUGAGCCGAAAGGAUGUCACUAAGGAUGGCUGAUUCCCCAAGGGCACCUGCUCUCCCUCCCCCCUGCUGGAGGAACGCGUCAUGUCAGAUGAGAGGAAGAUGGCCUUUGAUGGACAGAAUGUUUCUCUUAACUCAGCUUUUGCUACUUUGGCAACAACUAGCGAGGGAUAGCAGAAACGUGCGCCACGGACUGUCCCUGUGUCUUGGCCCCUCCUAGGGAGUGUGCAGACUGAUGAUUUUAUAUGUAAAUCAAGACUCACAUCCCUUUCCUAGCCCCCCACAUCCAAAGCCCCUCAGCCUACCUUGCAGACCAAUGGGCUCCGUGUUCUGUAGCCUCUUCCCCCAUACCUCCCCCUCCUCCCUCUCACAGGUUCUGGGGGGGCAGUGAGAGAAACAGUGGGGGAGGCGGGGAGUCUGGUGCCUGCAGAGAUUCUCUGCUUUCCUGGGGGGAGGUGGGGAGGUCUUAGCAGGAGCAGGGCCCUGUACCUACCUGCUGACAUGCUGUUUGGUAGAGAAAUAAAGGUUGUGUGUCUGGGGGAACAGAG
This is a messenger RNA of Rhinopithecus roxellana (golden snub-nosed monkey), 3953 nucleotides long. It is a transcript of the gene ATP2A3, whose product is annotated as ATPase sarcoplasmic/endoplasmic reticulum Ca2+ transporting 3. Gene Ontology annotation, biological process: calcium ion transmembrane transport; intracellular calcium ion homeostasis. NCBI's taxonomy places the organism in Eukaryota, Metazoa, Chordata, Mammalia, Primates, Cercopithecidae. Gene Ontology annotation, molecular function: ATP hydrolysis activity; P-type calcium transporter activity; ATP binding. The record is from RefSeq and is a predicted model, not a curated record. Gene Ontology annotation, cellular component: membrane.